ACCACCGUACCCGUAUACAACUCGCAUAGUGCUAUUUCUAUCCCUAAGCGCUGGUAGGCCAUUCGCCCGCUACCCACACGACACACGGCCACGGCCAGCCAAGAAACAUUACACCGUCCUCAGCUACCGCUUGCACUACCCUUUUUACUAUUGAAAAGUACUUUUGUGCUGUCGUUCUCGUUCUGUCUUGCCUGGUUAUCUUAUAAUACCUACUUUCUUUAAGGCCUUUUUUCUCAAUCGUACAUACAUCUUUCUACUCAAAUUUAGAACUAUCAAAAUGCAGCCCAAAAGCUUGUUCAUCAUAUUAUCGGCCCUAGCUCUCACCUCCGCUUCCCCUUUACGGCGUAGAUGUGGUAGUAGUGUUAGCAACAGCACUAUCCCGACCCCUACCGACCCUGCUCCUGCACCCCCAGUAGCAGUUGUCCCUACUUUGCCCACCACCGGUUCUGGUACCCAGCUCGCCGGUCCCGACGCCGCUAUACUGAAGCACAUCCUCGUUGGCCACGGAAUUCAGAACUACACAUGCAGCGCAGAAGGGGCCACAGCCGCAUCUUUUGGUGCUCUAGCAGUAGUAUGGGAGAUCACAAACCUGUACCCCGGAGCCUCCCCGUCUUCUCUCUCCACAGAUGAUUUCGAUGCCUUCGCUUCUACGGUACUGCGCAAGACAGAUAUGCCAGUUAACUUGGCGGCUGAAGGAGGCUCUCCAUUUCCGGCACCUGCGGACCUGACAGUAGAGGGUAUACCUAGUCCUCUAAAGUUCCUAGGACAUCAUUUCUUCGAUGCGACGAACACCCCCACGUUUGAUCUAUCGGGUGCAGGCGAUGGUGAACUGUUCAAGGGGAAAAAGGACGCGGGGGUACCAGCACCAAGCGACGCUGAUAAGGGCGCCGACCCGGCCACCGGCGCCGUAGACUGGCUACGUCUAAGCGAUAAGGGAACGAGCACCGGCGUAAGCCUUGUGUAUCGUGUACUCACUGCCGGUGGAAACCCCGAGCCAUGUAGCGGUGCCGGUCAGACGCAGAGCAUACCGUACGCUGCGCAAUACUGGAUCUACGAAAAUUGAGCGUACCU
Daldinia decipiens is the source of this 1071-nucleotide messenger RNA. RefSeq lists its product as uncharacterized. Lineage: Eukaryota; Fungi; Ascomycota; Sordariomycetes; Xylariales; Hypoxylaceae. The coding region runs from base 278 to 1063 and encodes 261 amino acids. The transcript is spliced from 2 exons. The record is from RefSeq and is a predicted model, not a curated record.